GGUUUCCAAGAAUCCUGAUCUCACUUAUCGUCCAGAAUGAGGAAGCUUCAAAACGAAAGUUAAAUCGAAGAGGGGAGAAGCCACGUAAGCGAUGGAAGACCUAAAAAGGAUCCGUAGUGGAUUUGUGGGGAAAGUCGGACUCCCAGCUUUGAAAGGUCUGCUGGAUGACCUUUGGCAGCACAAAGUGUUGAGUACCGACGACAAGGACACUGUGUUGGAGGACCAUACGAGCAGAACGGACCGGGCUCGGUGUCUGAUCGACAUGGUGAUGGCGAAAGGGGAGAGAGCAAGUCUGGCGAUGAUUGAAUGUAUGUUGGAGAGGGACCGGGAACUAUACCUCACCCUGGGUCUGAUCCUUCCUCCCAGCCCUACUGAUCGUGUGGAUCUGACCUGAGGAGAAUAAAUGAUGGCUUCAGUCUUGAGGAAUGAAGAAAGAAUUUUUAAACGCUAUUAAUUCACAACAUUGUAUUCACUGCAUUGGUUAUAUUUCAAACGUCAGUUGUGAGACACAUAUAUUCCCCUGUAAUGUGAGUUCAAAUGUCAUCGAAAUAAAAUAUAGAAAUAAAACAUUUUAUAAAUCU
Messenger RNA from Gadus chalcogrammus (walleye pollock), 581 nucleotides. Its product is annotated as caspase-1-like. Gene Ontology annotation, biological process: regulation of apoptotic process. The transcript has 3 exons. Bases 92 to 394 code for a protein of 100 amino acids. The record is from RefSeq and is a predicted model, not a curated record. Lineage: Eukaryota; Metazoa; Chordata; Actinopteri; Gadiformes; Gadidae.